AUGGCUAAAUAUAUUGAACGUGAUGCACACGGUUUGGUAAUCGAGGGGUUUGAUGAAAUGAGCUCGAUCACUACGACCAUGAUGGACCAGAUCUGGGGCACACUAUAUCUGGGCUCAAUGGACGAUGCAUUGAAUGUGGCGGCGCUUACUAUGCAUAAUAUUAAAACAAUAUUGACCAUCAUGAAUUACCCCAUAUCUGAUGACCAACGCCAGCCAAACAUCACAUACCAUUGGAUCAACGCUCAAGAUGUAGGCAAUUGGGAUCUAUUGACAUACUUUCCCGAAGCCAAUGAUAUCAUCGACGGUGCGGUGACCGCCGGCAAUAACGCCGGUAUACUCGUGCACUGCGCGGCCGGUGUGUCGCGAUCGGCCACUAUUGUCAUCGCAUACCUCAUGCAAACGCUUCAGCGGCCGUACGAAGAGGUCAGAGAUUUGGUCCGCCGGCGACGGCCGGAGAUAUACCCAAACGAGGGGUUUGUCGAUCAGUUAGAGCUGUUUGAGGCGAUGGACUACUGUCUGGACGCCAACGAUCGUCGGCUCAGACACUAUCUGCUGAAUACCUAUGUAAGGGCUGUGGAGGACGGUUUGGAUCAGUACUUCCAGCGCCUAUCUGUGGCCGAGAAAUUGACAUUAGAUAUGUAUUAUGGGGUACCCUAUGCUUGCAUUAGUUGUGCCGCUGUGCUGUUCAACGAGAUAAAUGUGGUCAAGAAUUAUCAAUAUAAUGGUCCGGAUGUUUGCGGCCGAGUAUUCAUUGAACCCCAGCCCUGGAUGUCUGACCAGUUGGCGGCGCCGUUCGAUGAGACGGUACAUGAGUUGGAGGUUAAAUGUCCUCAUUGUCGACAAGUGGUGGCCAAAUGUGCGACAAUGAUCUCAAAUUACAAACUAUUAGUUAAGAAUAUUGAUUGCAAAUGUGGUCAUCAUAAUGGUGUGAGGGGUCUUAAAAUAAUGAUGUUAGGCAUAAUUUUAGACAAUAAGUCUAUGUCAUCUUAG
Molecule: messenger RNA, 990 nt
Organism: Medioppia subpectinata
Lineage: Eukaryota; Metazoa; Arthropoda; Arachnida; Sarcoptiformes; Oppiidae
Source: the annotation of a GenBank genome assembly